This is a messenger RNA of Fusarium keratoplasticum, 975 nucleotides long. RefSeq lists its product as uncharacterized. The transcript has 5 exons. Gene Ontology annotation, cellular component: RNA polymerase II transcription regulator complex. Lineage: Eukaryota; Fungi; Ascomycota; Sordariomycetes; Hypocreales; Nectriaceae. The record is from RefSeq and is a predicted model, not a curated record. Gene Ontology annotation, molecular function: DNA-binding transcription activator activity, RNA polymerase II-specific; transcription cis-regulatory region binding. Bases 1 to 975 code for a protein of 324 amino acids.
AUGAGUAACAGCAUCUUCCGCAUGUUCAAUCCUGGGGAGCCAAAGGAAAACCCAGUGGAGAAGAGGCGGGCCCAGCUGCGGCGGGCCCAACAUGACCCGACCCCCAGAUCCUACCGUAGCCGCAAGGACAAGUACACAAGAACACUCGAGGAGGAACUUGCCAACUCCCGGUCGAAAGAGGUGGAACUGAUGCGCGAGUGCGAACAACUGCGGGAAAAUCUCCAAAAUGCCCUUCAUCAACUAUCUCAACUGGGCGUCAAUGUCCCUGCCGAGAUCAAAUCUAAGGCCAGCGGGAAUGCCCCCAACGAAUACACAAGCCCAUCCACAGCGACGGGAUUGUCAACGAGUGUCUCUCCGAUUUAUCUGGGAGAUUGUGGCAGCCAAGCGGUGGAUAUCAUUCCGUCUCCGCAACUUAUCUCCCCGGAGUCAUUCGGCGACUUCUACAGCCCAACUGAAGGCCAACAGGGCCCAAUCCUGUUUAAUAUUGGAGGAGGACUUGCAAAUAACUCUCGCGUGAGUGACGUGGACCAGAUCAUCGUGGGCAUGGAGUUUGUACUAAAGAUCGAGGAACCCUGUCUGGGCCAUCUCCAUGGCGACGCCAAGAAGCCCCACGAACCUGGAAACCAUGCUCUGACGGCCUCUGCCCAGCUCAUGGCAGCCUGUGACUACCCAUCGCCUACGAAUAGAUGCACUCCGCUCUUGUCUCCGAAUUUUGGAAAUACACCGACGACCAUGCUAGAACGGCUGUUGACCCUCGCGCCAGACCUGUCUGAUGAGGGUGAGAUGACACCAAUUCAGGCAUGGAACAACAUCCGGUGUCGGCCAAACUUUGGCGGACUUAAUGCGCGAAGCUUGGGGAUACUUGCUGAAAGGCUGAAGAAGGCUGUCAAAUGUCAUGGGUUUGGUGCUGUUGUGAAGCAGUCUGUCUUCGAGGGCUUGGUAUACGAGACACUCAUCGUCGGGCGGACCUUUUGA